Esox lucius (northern pike) is the source of this 3625-nucleotide messenger RNA. It is a transcript of the gene slc32a1, whose product is annotated as solute carrier family 32 member 1. Gene Ontology annotation, cellular component: vacuolar membrane. The coding region runs from base 561 to 2168 and encodes 535 amino acids. Gene Ontology annotation, biological process: amino acid transmembrane transport. Gene Ontology annotation, molecular function: amino acid transmembrane transporter activity. The record is from RefSeq and is a predicted model, not a curated record. The transcript is spliced from 2 exons. NCBI's taxonomy places the organism in Eukaryota, Metazoa, Chordata, Actinopteri, Esociformes, Esocidae.
GCGCGCUGGGGGCUGGAUACGUGUUUCACGAAGCAGAGUCCUUGCAUUGGCAGGCUGAUGAUGACACGUGUCUCCUCCUUGCCACCCCCAGGCUCAAGCGUACCGCAUAGGCAUCAGUAACAACCAGAGAAAACCAACUGUGGAAGUGCUGCCUCAACCAUUAAUAUUAAUAAACCAGGUAAGAAUUAUAAACGACAACGCGCAAUUUUACGUAAUCUUCUGCGUAAUACCCAUUUUUCGUUGAGAAAAUUGUGCAUCAAGUUUGGACGUUUUCGAGCUAAAGGAGAGAGUGCCAUAACAAGAUGCAGAGACGGAGCGCCGAUUUCUGAAGGUGACAUGAACCUGGGGAUGAUCAAGAACAGAAGGCGUACUUUGAUCAAAAAGUGGAGAUAGCAACUGAAACAACAAUCAAGGCUUUAUAAGACCACCAUCUGUACUCUAGUUAGAUUAAUGUGCGAAAACAGAGCUGCAUUCUAAAGUUGUUGGCAUUUUGUUGUAUUUAAAAAAAUAAAAGUAUAAAAAAUCAGUCGCGACAGGCAAGACAGAUAGAGAACGCAACAAUGGCCCAUUUAAUCCGAAGCAAGUUUCAAAAUAAACUAUCAAAUGCAGCCACCUCGGUGUCGAAUAAAUCUACCGCGAAGGUGAGCGGGAUGAUGGCCAGGAUGGGCUUCCAGGCCGCCACAGACGAGGAGGGGCUGGGAUUCGCCGCAUGCGAUGAUUUGGAUUACGACCACCGGCAAGGAUUGCAGAUGGAUAUCAUGAAAUCGGAUGACAUGAGUGGUGGAGACCUCGGAGAAGGGAGUGGGGAGGGCGGGAUGGUUGGAGGAGAUGACGGAAUGUUGGCUGGGGACAGUCACUACCAGAGAGAUGGCACUGGACCUCCGACCUCUGGUUCUAUAGCCUCAGGUCUGGGAGAAGAAGGAAAAUCACCAAAAAUUACCGCAUGGGAAGCGGGCUGGAACGUCACAAAUGCAAUUCAGGGGAUGUUCGUUCUGGGUUUACCGUACGCCAUUCUCCACGGGGGCUACCUCGGACUGUUUCUGAUUAUUUUCGCCGCGGUGGUUUGUUGCUACACGGGGAAAAUCCUAAUCGCUUGCCUGUACGAGGAUGACGAAGACGGCCAACUGGUGCGUGUGAGGGACUCAUACGUGGACAUUGCCAACGCUUGUUGUCAGCCAAGGUUUCCAUCUUUAGGUGGUCAUAUUGUGAAUGUAGCCCAGAUCAUUGAGUUGGUGAUGACGUGUAUCUUAUACGUGGUAGUGAGCGGUAACCUGAUGUACAACAGCUUCCCCACCCUCCCCAUCUCACAGAAGUCUUGGGCCAUCGUGGCCACUGCCGCCUUGCUGCCAUGCGCUUUCCUCAAGAAUCUUAAGUCUGUGUCUAAAUUCAGCUUGCUGUGCACUAUCGCACACUUCGUAAUCAACAUUCUGGUGAUAGCCUACUGUCUAUCAAGAGCGCGCGACUGGGCCUGGGACAAAGUCAAAUUCUACAUCGAUGUAAAGAAAUUCCCAAUUUCUAUUGGAAUCAUCGUGUUCAGUUACACGUCUCAGAUUUUCCUUCCGUCGCUGGAGGGGAACAUGCAGAAGCCCAGCGAGUUCCACUGUAUGAUGAACUGGACCCAUAUCGCCGCGUGCGUCCUCAAAGGCCUGUUCGCUCUAGUGGCCUACCUUACCUGGGCGGAUGCCACCAAGGAGGUAAUCACCGACAACCUGCCGUCAACCAUCAGGGCUGUUGUGAACCUUUUCUUAGUGGCAAAAGCCUUACUGUCAUACCCAUUGCCAUUUUUCGCUGCAGUUGAAGUAUUGGAAAAAUCAUUUUUCUGUGAACGAGAACGCACGUGGUUUCCAGAUUGUUACGGAGGCGACGGACGUCUGAAAUCCUGGGGCCUAACUCUCAGAUGCAGCCUUGUUGUAUUCACGUUGCUCAUGGCCAUUUAUGUACCGCAUUUUGCUCUUCUCAUGGGUCUAACCGGGAGCUUGACGGGCGCGGGGCUGUGCUUUCUGCUUCCCAGCCUCUUCCACCUCAAGCUGCUAUGGAGAAAGCUGCUAUGGCACCACGUUUUCUUUGAUGUCGCAAUAUUUGUAAUAGGAGGUAUAUGCGCCAUAUCUGGUUUCAUCCACUCAAUGGAAGGACUCGUAGAAGCGUACAAAUAUGGUAUAGAAGAUUAGCAAAGCCAAUCUGCCUGAAAUAAAUGUUACGAUACACCCCCUAAGUGAAUAACUGAUUUCUCCACGGAGCGCAGUCAGCACUUGCUUACAGAAUUCAUGCGAAAUAAAUCCACGUUCAGAAUGCCGUCCUCACAUUUGCUCUUCAAACAUUUGCAUUGUCACACACACGCACACAAAACAAACCAACUGAAUUUGCAAACGUUAUGGAAAAUGUAACUUUUAAUGUAUAAAUAUGAAAACAAAUGCAUAUCCAUAUUUUUGUGGAGUGAAGGUUUACAGUAGUUUAAUCGACCUAAACAAAAUGGCAAAAUGAGCAGUGUCUUUUUAUCUCUCGUUGGUGGUUUUCCAACCUUGAGAGCAAUUGUAUUUUACAUUCAAUUAUGUGGUUUUGGACGAUAGUUCAAUGGCAUAGUGACUAAAUGGUAUACACAGAAUUGUGCGGUAUAUAUGAUGCCACUUCUUCUUAUGUGAUUUGCAAUAUUUCAUUUGGGACUAAAUGUGAUUAUUAACGAAUACAUUGUUAUGAGGACCUAUUAUGAUGGCAACUAACUUAAUGGCAAUAAAUAAUAGGCUAUCAACCAGACAAAUCAACACAAUAUAUAUCGUGGAUGAUGUUAACAUAAUUUGUUAAUCAAUAGACCAAGUAGAAAUAUCGCAAAUAUGUUUAUUGAUUAAUUUAGAAGUAAUUUGUAUUCUCUCCGUGCGCUAUAUUGAAACUAUAUGAGUGAAACUCUGCCAUUUUAACUAUGCAUUGAAUGUAUGAUAUACAUACAGGUAUUAAACACUGAAAUUGUAAGAUGGAAAAGAAAACCGUUAAAAAUAUAUUAGAUUUAAGAUAGUGUUUUAUUUAUUUUAAUGAAUGAACUUUAAAACACAUGUUUAGGCCUACCCACAUCUGGGGACAACGUUAAUAUACGCAAUAAUUAUCUCUCGUAAGCGUAGGGUUGACGUUGGCCCACAAGUCAUUUGACCUAUAUUCGCUUCAUAGACAGGAAAAAUACUGCCACGUCACUAAAAAUAACGAAUCCCCAUAGGAUUCGGUAACUAAAUUGGUAAUUAUUCCCAAUUUCACAUGAUAAAGCAUUUACAUUUCAGGCUAUUAAUGCAAGAACAUUACUAAAUUACUCAAGGUCUGGAAUUAAGGGUCUGAAUCCUAUAAGUGUGAAGAGAUCAUAAAAAGAAGAUAUGCGCGUGAAGACAUUUUCAUUCUGUGCAAUCCAACGGGUCCUGUGGAAAUGUUAUAAACCCGUAUGUGUAGUGUUGUUGUGGUUUCAAAAAGAUGGAAUGUAUAUCUAAAAAUCGUUAUCAUAUAUCGUGAAAAUGACUAUUAAAGAAUAAAUAAAUAAGUGAAAUUAUAUUGUAUAAAUGUCUGUGGUUUUAUGUGUUGAAAACGAAAACCGUGAACAACAUGUAUUUUUUUCUCUAUAAAUAGAAUAAAAAUGGAGCAAAAAAUGUGA